Chionomys nivalis (European snow vole) is the source of this 2891-nucleotide messenger RNA. It is a transcript of the gene Brdt, whose product is annotated as bromodomain testis associated. The transcript has 17 exons. Gene Ontology annotation, cellular component: nucleus; chromatin. Gene Ontology annotation, biological process: positive regulation of transcription elongation by RNA polymerase II; chromatin remodeling. The record is from RefSeq and is a predicted model, not a curated record. Bases 1 to 2829 code for a protein of 942 amino acids. NCBI's taxonomy places the organism in Eukaryota, Metazoa, Chordata, Mammalia, Rodentia, Cricetidae.
AUGUCUCUGCCAAGUCGACAGACAGCGAUUGUUAACCCCCCUCCGCCAGAGUUCAUAAACACUAAGAGAAAUGGGCGGCUGACGAAUCAGCUGCAGUUCCUACAGAAAGUGGUCCUGAAGGCUCUCUGGAAGCAUCAGUUCUCCUGGCCCUUCCAGCAGCCCGUGGACGCUGUGAAACUAAAGCUGCCUGACUAUUACAGCAUCAUAAAAGCCCCAAUGGAUCUAAAUACAAUUAAGAAGCGACUGGAAAAUAAGUAUUAUGUGAAGGCUUCUGAAUGCAUAGAAGACUUCAAUACAAUGUUUUCCAACUGUUAUUUAUACAACAAGUCUGAAGAUGACAUUGUUCUCAUGGCCCAAGCUCUAGAGAAGUUAUUUAUGCAGAAAUUAUCUCAGAUGCCACAAGAAGAACAAGUUGUGGGUGGUAAGGAAAGAAUAAAGAAAGAUAUGCAACAGAAGACACCAGCUUCCUCGACCAAGGAUCAAGUCCCCUCCAAAGCAGCAUUUAAGCGGCAAGGGAUUUCUUCUGGGUUUCGUGAGCUCUCCCUCUCUCCCUUAAACAUGGGGCAUGAAGCUCCCCUCACCUCUGACUCACAGACUGUAGUCCAAAUCACAAAGGGUGUGAAGAGGAGAGCAGACACCACCACUCCGACCACUUCCACAGUUAGAGCAAGCAGCAAGUCUCCUCAGACGACCAGAGAAGCAAAGUCAAUGAGCAUUUCGGUGAGAGAGAACAUACCGAAGAGUGUUUUGCCAGACUCUCAGCAACAACACAGAGUUUUAAAGACAGUCAAAGUAACUGAACAAUUGAAGUACUGCAGUGAGAUUCUUAAAGAAAUGCUGGCCAAGAAGCAUUUGCCAUACGCGUGGCCCUUCUACAGCCCUGUGGACGCUGAUGCUCUGGGUCUCCACAACUACUAUGGCAUUGUCACAGACCCCAUGGACCUCGGGACCAUUAAGGGGAAAAUGGACAACCAAGAAUAUAAGGAUGCACAUGAAUUUGCUGCAGAUGUCAGAUUAAUGUUUAUGAACUGCUACAAAUACAACCCUCCAGAUCAUGAAGUUGUGGCAAUGGCUAGAAUGCUUCAGGAUGUUUUUGAGAUGCAUUUUGCCAAGAUUCCUGACGAACCUGUUGAGAGCACGCACGCAUAUCACCUUACAACAAGCAGUGUGAAAGCCCCCGGUAGAGAGAGCAGCAGCGCAGCCUCCUCUGAGGACUGUUCUUCUGAAGACUCCGAGGAUGAGCGAGUGCAGCACCUCGCCAAGCUUCAAGAACAGCUUAAUGCUGUUCAUCAGCAGCUACAAGUUCUGUCCCAAGUUCCAUUACGUAAGCUAAAAAAAAAGAAUGAGAAGUCUAGAAGGGCACCGAAAAGAAAAAAGGUUAAUAACAGAGAUGAAAAUACAAAGAAAAAGCUUAAACUAAUUAAACAAAAAGAAAGGCCCAAGAACAAUCAACCAAAAAAGAAGAAACCACCUUUGAAAUCUGACGAUGAAGACAACGCUAAGCCCAUGAACUAUGAUGAAAAAAGGCAGUUGAGUCUGGACAUAAACAAACUUCCUGGGGAAAAACUUGGGCGCAUAGUUCAUAUAAUACAGUCAAGGGAGCCUUCCCUGAGAAACUCCAACCCAGACGAGAUCGAGAUUGACUUUGAGACUCUGAAGGCAUCAACACUUAGAGAAUUGGAGAAGUAUGUCCUCGCUUGUCUACGGAAGCGGUCACUGAAGCCCCAAGCGAAGAAGGUCGUCCGCUCUAAGGAAGAGCUCCAUUCCCAGAAAAAACUGGAGCUGGAGAGGCGGUUGCUGGACGUCAACAACCAGCUGAACUGUAGGAAACGGCAAACAAAACGUCCAGCAAAAGCCGAGAAGCCGCAGCCCCCGCCCACGCCACCGCCACAGCCCGGGCUGGGGAGCGGGUCCCGCCUGAGUGACAGCAGCAGCAGCUGCGGUAGCAGCAGCAGCAGCAGCAGCAACGACAGCAGCAGCUCGGGGUCCGCGAGCAGCAGCAGCAACUCGAGCUCCUCUGACAGCAGCGACUCGGAACCAGAAAUAUUUCCUAAAUUUACUGACGCAAAACAGAAUGAUUUGCCUCCGAAAGAGAAUAUAAAGCAGAUACAGUUUUUUGUGCAAGACACAGCCUCUGCUGACCCUCGGCUUGCUCAGCAGGCUCCACCAUGUGCAGCACCAGGGAAGCAAUCACAGCAGGGGCAUGGCUACGAUGUGUUGGGACAUCUGCAGACCACGGAGAAGACUGUGUCUGUGCAGGCUCAGUCCCUUUCAGGUGAUUCCAAACAAGCCUGGAAUGGCCCCACUGUGGUGCGUACCUCUGCUGAGAACCCCACGAUGCUCGAGCCAGACUGCCACGCUUAUGUACAGAAGGAUAUAAAGAUCAAGAACGCGGAGUCCUGGAGAAGUUUGGGCAAGCCAGUGAGGUCAUCAAGUGCCCCAAAGUCCUCAGACGAGCUCUUCAACCAGUUCAGAAAAGCGGCAAUAGAAAAGGAAGUGAAAGCCCGGACCCAGGAGCAGCAGAUGCGGAAACACCUGGAACAGAAUCCACAGGAACCAAAAGCACCUCCAGAGAAUCAGAGGGAGCUCGGGAAUGGAUUGGCUGUAGAAUCCUCAUCACAUCAGAUGGAAACCAAGUGUCAUGGAGAAGAGAGGGAAGAACCGCAGCCAUCAGAAGCUCAAGACCAAAGCAAACUCUGGCUUCUCAAAGACCGGAACUUAGCAAGGGAGAAAGAGCAAGAGCGGAGGAGAAGAGAGGCAAUGGCGGGUACCAUUGACAUGACUCUUCAAAGCGACAUUAUGGCAAUGUUUGAAAAUAACUUUGAUUAAAAUUCAGUUUUAAAUUAACUAUCACCUUUAAAUUAAUGGUACAAAUAUUUACAAUGCACUGG